GAUUAGAGCUGCGCUGUUCGCCACAUAGAUAUCUAUGGUUCGCCACACCAGCUUGUCCAGCGCACGGGACUCGGCCUCGAUCCUCUCGGCGAAUAACACCUGUGAACAUCUCAGGUCCACUCUGUGUUAGCUGGAGUGGCUGCCAUGGGUGACACAUUGGAGUUCAAUGAAAUUUAUCAGGAGGUCAAAGGCUCCUGGAAUGAUGGGCGCUUGCGCUUAAGUAAACAGACGGUGGUGUAUAAAAACAGUAAGACCGGGAAAGUAGACACCAUUUCUGUCACUGAGCUCACACAGGCGCAGUGGAGGAGAGUCUGUCUGGGUCAUGGCAUUAAACUGUCCACCAGCACCGGUCACAUCUACAAAUAUGAUGGCUUUAAAGAUACUGACUUUGAGAAGAUCUCAGAGUACUUCAAAACCAACUACAAAGUGGAGCUGACAGAGAAAGAUAUGUGCGUGAAGGGCUGGAAUUGGGGCACUGCAAAGUUUAAUGGACCAUUACUUUCAUUCGAGGUGAAUGACAAUUCUGCAUUUGAGAUCCCUCUCUCCAGUGUAUCCCAGUGUGCAACGGGAAAGAAUGAGGUCACAUUGGAGUUUCAUCAGAAUGAUGACACAGAGGUGUCUCUCAUGGAGGUGCGCUUCUAUGUCCCACCUACCCCAGGAGACGAGGGUUCAGAUCCUGUGGAGGCAUUUGCUCAGAACGUUCUGUCCAAGGCAGAUGUGAUCCAGGCUACAGGAGAUGCCGUGUGUAUUUUCAGAGAGCUGCAGUGUCUCACACCCAGGGGCAGGUACGAUAUCCGCAUUUAUCCCACAUUCCUCCAUCUGCAUGGUAAAACGUUUGACUACAAGAUCCCAUACACCACAGUGCUCCGCCUCUUCCUGUUACCUCAUAAAGACCAGAGACAGAUGUUUUUUGUGAUCAGUCUGGACCCGCCCAUUAAACAGGGCCAAACCCGCUAUCAUUUUCUCAUCCUUCUGUUUUCCAAAGAAGAGGACCUCAGUCUGACGCUCAACAUGAACGAGGAUGAGGUGGAGAGACGUUUUGAGGGGAAGCUUAAUAAAAAUAUGUCUGGAUCUCUCUAUGAGAUGGUCAGCAGAGUCAUGAAGGCCCUGGUCAACAGGAAGAUCACAGUCCCUGGAAAUUUUCAAGGUCACUCAGGUGCACAGUGUAUAACGUGUUCAUAUAAGGCAAGUUCAGGUCUGUUGUAUCCGCUAGAAAGGGGUUUUAUCUACGUGCACAAGCCUCCCGUACAUCUGCGCUUUGAGGAGAUUGCCUGUGUGAAUUUCGCCCGAGGAACCACCACCACCCGCUCCUUCGACUUCGAGAUCGAGACCAAGCAGGGCAAUCAGUACACAUUCAGCAGCAUUGAGAGAGAGGAAUAUGGGAAGCUCUUUGACUUUGUUAAUGCUAAGAAGCUAAGCAUUAAGAACAGAGGCUUCAAAGAGGGCAUGAAAGGUAACGACAAUAUGUACAGUGACUCAGAUGAUGACCAGCAUGAUGCUUAUCUGGAACGCAUGAAGGAGGAGGGCAAGAUCCGUGAGGAGGGUAACGACAGCGACGACUCGGAGGGCGAGAGCGAUGAAUCUUUUAAUCCUGGAGAAGAAGAUGAUGACAUUGCUGAAGAGUAUGACAGUAAAGCCUCUGCCAGUGAAAGCAGUGGCAAUGAAGGCGACAGUGAUGGAGACCGGAAGAAGAAACCAGCCAAGAAAGCCAAAUUAAUAAAAGAAAGAAAACCACGCAAGAAGGAGAAAAAGGUAAAGGACAGCGAUGCCCCCAAAAGGCCAAUGAGUGCCUACAUGCUGUGGCUGAAUUCAAGUAGAGAACGUAUCAAAUCAGAGAACCCGGGCAUCUCUGUCACAGAAAUCUCAAAAAAAGCUGGAGAAAUGUGGAAACAGAUCAGCAGAGAGAAGAAAGAGGAGUGGGAAGGAAAAGCAGAAAUUGCCAAGAAAGAGUACGAACGAGCAAUGAGGGAAUACAAAGAGAGCGGUGGAGGCUCCUCUGGCUCCUCAAAAAAGGAAAAGAAGAAGAAGAAAGGAGCCAAGAAUGAAGAAAAGAGGAAAAAGCCAAGUGGUGGGAGAGAGAAAGAGAAGGAGCGAGCAACAGGCAAUGACAGUUUUAAGAGUCGAGAGUUCAUAUCCAGUGAUGAGAGCUCAUCAGAGUCUGAAAAGGGCAAAAGGCGCAAGCGCAAGGGGUCUGAUGAUGAAGAGGAAGUGGCCAGCACACCACCAAGCUCUGAAGAGUCUGCCUCAGACUGAAAGACACAAAUGACAGAUCUAUUAAGUAACAAACCUAUUCCAGUUACUUCAUCUCUUGACUCUGAUUGGUUGAUAGCUAUGGGUUUUAUUUAUGCUAAAACACAGCUGUGAUCACUGCACCUAACGAUUCUAUGUAUCACUGCACAGCACCCUUAGCAAUGUAAACAUAUAUGAAGCUUUCUUGUGUUUGUUCACAGUCAGUCAGGACUAUUUUUUAUAUUACUUUAUGAAAGUUGCAUUGAUAAAUAUUUUUUGCUUUAAAGGUACAGUAUGGGAUUUAAGCGGCAUCUAGUGGUGAGAUUGCAAGUUGGAACCAAACGCAAUUAGAAGCUACGGUAGCUGCCACAGGACAAAUGUUCCAACGUAGGGACGAAACGCGGUCUGUAGAGCAGUUUGUCCAUUUAGGGCUACUGUAGAAACAUGACGGCGACUUCAUGUAAGGAGACCCGCAGUGUAUGUAGAUAAAAACAGCUCAUUCUAAGGUAAUAAAACAAUACAGUUCAUUAUGUGAGGUCUUUAUACACCACUUAUAGGAUAGUUAUGUCUAUUAUAUUGCAUUGAUGUCCUUAUAAAAGUUACACAUUGCACCUUUAAUAUUAGUAUUGUGUGGCAGCUGUUUGUAUCUACGCGAAGCGAGGUAACUUAUUCCACUACACAGCACACUCUUAUACCAUAUUGAUUACUUAAAUCUUUCCCUGCCAUUGACAAGCUAUCUUGUCAAUUAUAUCGUUGAGUUACCUUGUCAAUUAUUUUGUUGAGUUUCCUCGUCAAUUAUUUAGUUGAGUUAUCUUGUCGUUUAGGAGAAAACGCUUUCCUGCCUAUACCAUUUUUUACAGCAAUCCAUAUUUCUGUUAUUAUCCACUAGGUGGCGCUCUUACCCAACUUAUAAAACACUAAAGCAUCCAUGGUUUCAAAAGCAGUAAAAAUUCAGUGUAUGUUUUAAUCAUCGCUCUGAUUCUGAUCUUUAACAAAAGUCAUUUACAAAAAAACACAAUUAUCUCAGCUUUUUGCUCAAAAUGUGUUAUUGAAGAAACCAAAUAUUUGAGGGUUAAUAAAAAGAAUACAAACGAAGAUAGGAUGAAACUUUUUGGUUUGUUUAAAAGCAGAGUGUUUGUUCUUUCAUUUGAUAUAUUGUAUGUUUAUAUAUUCAUAGAACAUUUUCUGGAACUUCUGGAACUUUGGUGAAAAUGAUAAAAAAUGCUGGCGCUGGCUGGCAAAAUGCUGGCAGAAAAUGAGUUAAUGCACUUGAUCUGAUGGUAGAUACUGUAUCUGUCAGAUGAAAUUCUCAUAAAUGUUAUAGCAUGAAAUGCUUAAAGCAACACUAUGAAGUUUUUCGACCUUUAAGUCUCUAAAAUUAUUUUUUAACCGGACGAAUUUUACUGCUUCUAGCGGCUACAACCACACUCUGUAAGCUCCGCCCAUCCGCUGCCUGCAGAAGAGUGUCUGAAACCAGACACUGUUGUGCUCUUUAACCACAUGGGGGAGCCGUAAGCCAAUCAUACAUGAAGAACUACAUAAUGUUGCUUUAAAUGUCACGAUUAUCAAGACGUUUAGAAAAUUGUGUAUAAAGUUGUAUGUGUAUUUAGCGCAUGUUGUACUGUCCAAUUUUAAAUCACACUGUUUAUCUGCCUGUAUAGAGAAAUUUCACUGUACUACAAACACAAAAGAAACCAUAUACUGGGCACAGCUAUUGAGCUUGCUUUAUCUGUAUUUGAAUGACAGUUUUGUGUAAUUUUGUGGAAAAUUGUAUUUUAAAGUGUCACUGUUGCAGUGUAACAAUAAGUUUUACAUAAUAAUAUUAUUUAAAGGUACAUUAUGGGUUUUAGCGGCAUCAAGUGAAAUCAAGCAAUUUCAAAACACAAUGAGAAGCUACGGUAGCCGCCACAGGACAAACAAGUCAUCAUCUGAGACAACAUAGAGACGAAACACGUUCUGUAGAACAGUUCGUUCAUUUAGGGCUACUGUAGAAACGCCGACUUUCAUGUAAGGGGACCCGCAUUGUAUGUAGAUAAAACGUCUCAUUCUAAGGUAAUAAAAACAAUACAGCUCAUUAUGUAAGGUCUUUAUACACCACUGAUAAUAUUGUUAAGUGUAUUAUAUUGCAUUUCUGUCAAGAGUUUCUACUAAAAGUUACACAUUGUACCUUUAACAACAUGUACUUACUGUAGUAUAGGGUUAGGAUUAGCGUUUGGUUUAGGGUUAGUUGCAUGUUAUUAGGCAUAAUUACCAUUAUUACUAUAAUAAUUACAUGUAACGUGUAACAAAGGCACUGUAAAAUAAAGUGUUAAAAUUUU
This is a messenger RNA of Paramisgurnus dabryanus, 4547 nucleotides long. The record is from RefSeq and is a predicted model, not a curated record. NCBI's taxonomy places the organism in Eukaryota, Metazoa, Chordata, Actinopteri, Cypriniformes, Cobitidae.